Westerdykella ornata is the source of this 1314-nucleotide messenger RNA. RefSeq names its product alpha/beta-hydrolase. The transcript is spliced from 2 exons. The record is from RefSeq and is a predicted model, not a curated record. The coding region runs from base 1 to 1314 and encodes 437 amino acids. Lineage: Eukaryota; Fungi; Ascomycota; Dothideomycetes; Pleosporales; Sporormiaceae. Gene Ontology annotation, molecular function: hydrolase activity.
AUGCUGCGGCGUCUUCUUUUCCUCCCACGCACUGCGCCCCAUAGACGCCUCUUCUCAGCAGUAGCAUCGCCACGUACCGAGCAUGUCACGAUUCCCUGUGGAUCGAACGGCACCGUGACAGUGGACAUCUUCCACGCUUCCCGUGCAUCUCAAUCUGCCCCUGUGCUCAUCUACCUGCCUUCAGGACCCUUGCUUCCCGAGCAUACUGCUGAAGAGGACCGCCUCGUGAAAGCUCUCGCAGCAUCAAGCAGGUCGACCCUUGCUCGUAUCAACUAUCGUGCCACCACUGGCAUCACCUGGCCCACUCCCCUUCAUGAUGUGCUUGCCGGCUACGACUGGAUCAUCCAGCAUCUGCUUUCAGAUGAAUCUCAGGUCGCACGUCUAGGUGUUUGUGGGGAACUCCUGGGUGCCUCCCUAGCCACCAGCCUUGCCUUGACUGAAUGUCGCUUGGGUGGGAGUCGAAUCGUUGCUGCAGCUGCGAACAACCCCGUCGCGGAUUGGGUCUUCGCCGACGACUUGCCCGUUGCUGAACCGUCCAACCUCCCAGAGCCGCGUGCCCCCGAAGAGACUGCGAUCCCUGCUGACCAAGAUACGAUGACCUGGUGGGCUCAGCAAGAGGACAAGGACGAGAGAGAGACGCCAGCAAAGCCAGCAAGGCCGAAGAAGCGAGCAUCUAAACCUCCGUCUGCGUGGUUGACCAAUGCUGAUAACCCAGUCAUCCCAACCUUGACCUUGUCUGCACAACGAGAUAUCCUCUUUGGCAACCCUCAGCACAUGUUUGAUCGCUUCGCUUCUCCCAUUCAUUUCUUCCGCUCACCUCACGGCGAGUUGAUAUAUCCAAAGGACGACGAUGGAUUUGCAUCACUCGACCCUCUUGACAUCGAGGAUCGGCUUGACAUCAAUCAUUACGAGUCCCGCCAGGACAUGGAACGGGAUCGCGCCCCCCUUAUGCCCGUCCUGAGAAGAUGUCGGGCGUACGCCCGCAUCUACCCUCCUGCUAAUAUGCUCCUGUCGCUUCCUCAGUGGCACAUCACCACCGGGUUGAACAGUCCUCUUCUGGAUCAAGCUUCGGAGCUUGCGAAGAUGCUCAAGAGGAGUAUUGCAAGACGGCAGCUGCGCACCAAGACUGCCAGGAUCAUGUGGCAGGACCCGGUUGAGAAGGCCAAGUACGAAGCUUGGGCGGACCAACGGGUGGGGUUGAGCACAUCAGAAGGAGUUGGUCUAUGGACUGUGUCAGAUAGUCCUUCCUGGCAGGAUGGCGUCGAAAGUCUUGGCAGAUGGAUGGAGGAGUGUCUGACAUCGAAGCCGGCAUGA